This is a messenger RNA of Thermochaetoides thermophila DSM 1495, 1347 nucleotides long. RefSeq lists its product as uncharacterized. The coding region runs from base 1 to 1347 and encodes 448 amino acids. The transcript has 2 exons. NCBI's taxonomy places the organism in Eukaryota, Fungi, Ascomycota, Sordariomycetes, Sordariales, Chaetomiaceae. The record is from RefSeq and is a predicted model, not a curated record.
AUGCACCACCGAGCCAAGCGUCCGGCCUUCCAAUGUCCUCGUUGCAGGUCCCAACUUGCUAACGUCGCUGCCCUCGAGCAACACCUGUUGAUGCCCAGGGAGCAGAUGUGCGAGGUCAACGCUGAAGAGCCAGUCUUUGACCGGGAAGACGGUAUCACCGAAGAGUUAGCAGCCUUGUUAUCAGGAAAGGACAGCAAAAAUGAAGUUUGGACCUGGGAAACUAUAUGCCAGGUUCUUUUCCCUGGUGAUCCCCUUAUGGACACAGUUGAACUCUUUGAAAUCGACCAAAUCUUCGACGACACACAAGACACGCUCAAAAGCAAUCUACGCGAGAAGCUCCGUAUGCUUUUACCGCCUAAUAUAAUCGACGACGAGUACUGCUCCUUCCUAAGCACGCAACUGGAUCUAGUCUUCGAAACCCACCGUGCGAAUAUUGUGAGAAGAUGCCUGGCAUAUGCAACCGGCAAUAAAGACACUGGUGUGGGGUCAGAAAGGACCAGUGAGCAAAGGAAUGGCAGGAGGAUGUCGGUUAAGAAGCCGGCGCGGAUUUCGAGGAGGAGCACACUCAUGCAGAGUAUACAACACCAUACGACAGGGAACAAGCAUACGAGGACCUUGAGUCUGAAGCCGACUGUAGGAACGGGAGUAAGAGAGUGCGGGCAUUGGAGGAAGACCUCAAACGCUUUACCUGUCAACACCUCCUAUGUUCCCAUGGGAGCCGUCAAGACCAACACAACCACGAACGAGACUCCUCUUACGAAAGACACCAACGACAACGACAAUCAGACCCACAUCUCAGAAAUCGAGCCCGGCUCCCGCGAACAACGCGACUCGGGCAUUUCCAUCCCCAACUCCUCACAUUCUCCCCAAGGCUCAAUGCUUCCCGACGAAUCAGACAACUCAGAGCCCCCGACGCCCUCCAGCUGCCCCUCGACAUCCACCGACAUCUCAGAUGCCCAAGAUACCGACACCCAGCAGCCUGCUCAACCCCUGCCAAACCCGACUUCAACCCUUUCCAAAAGGCUCAAACCACGCCCCGGCCGCCUCAAUCUCAACGUCGGCGUCGGCCUAGGUCUAGGACUGGGUAUCGACAUCCCCUUAACUCCAAGUACCAUACUCGCCAAUCAGUUCGAGAGUAUCUCUGCCGGCGGUGCAGGACAUGCAACGGACAGGAAAGGCAGUAAUGAAAGGGGCUACCUAGGAGAGUGUCUGACUGCGCCCUUGCCGAUCGAUAGUCCGAGGGGGAGAAAUGCAGAGGAUGGGGAAUGCCAUGGGGGAUUGUUUUCUCCGGAAUCGUUUAAGCAGCGGGUGUUGAGGGGGAGGAUGUCUGGUGUUUUGGGGGGGUAG